CACGACUCUUGCGACCGACGCUUCCCCUGCCACCACGCCCCAUUGCCUCUCCACGCUGCGCCCACUGCUGCGCACACCUACUGAUCUCUCUUUCGCGUGAACUCACCACGCGCCACGCGUCUAUACAUCGCGCGGCAACAGCUUCGAGCUUUGGUGGAGAUCUGCCACGGAAGGCGCGACCUUGAAAACAGCACGCGCGUUCCCUGUAGCGUCAUCUGCUUCACGAGAGACGGCAAGAGCGCUUGUUUGCGCUUGUCCCCCUAGCUAGACGCUCACUCCAGAGCCGCCGUUUGCCCGCGCAGCUGCUUGCGAGCCGGCCUGGAGCGCUCCAUAGAGAGAGAGAGAGAUUGUGAACCUGCUUGAGCCCAUUCUUUAAGCUGCUGCACCCGUCAUCGCGUCUGUAUUGAGCCCAUCCCAUCCGCGUCAGACACCAUGGCCGACGAAACCCGCCGCUCUGGCCGCGCCAACAAGGGCCACCAUAGGAACCGAGACCUUGACGAGCCUGUGACGGCGCAGAAGCCGAAGGGAAAGGCAGCGAAGGGCGGCAAGAAGACCGCAACCCCAGCAGAGACGCCGACACACUCCGUUGAACCAGAGGAAGGAGCGGAGGAGGGCGGGGAGGAGGAGGAAGAGGAGGAGGAGGAGGAGGAGGAAGAGACGAUCUACCGCUGCGUAUGCGGUGUCCAGCGCGAGAUCGGCGGACGAGACAUGAUCUGCUGCGACAACUGCGACGCAUGGCAACACAACGUCUGCCUGGGCCUGCCCUCCAGCGCCGACUGGGGUGACAAGCCAUACUUCUGCGAGCAGUGCAGACCUGAAGACCACAAGGAGCUGCUGGCCGCGAUGGCGCGCGGAGAAAAGCCGUGGGCGCGCAAGAAGGGCUCCAAGAACAAGCCGCGCGCCAGCGACGUCAAGGGCGACUCGCAGACACCACAGCCAAGCAGCGCUCCAAAACAACCUGGGCCAAAACCACCGGUCGAGGCAACUCCCGCUCCUGCACCGGUAGCUAAAGAAGGCUCGAACGGCGCCACGGCAAAGACAGAAGAAGCUCCAAAGAGCCAUCCCCAGUCCCCACCGGGCGAGAAGCGCCGUCACGAGUCGAUCGCUGAGAAGGACACCAAGAACAAGAAGAGGCGCAAGUCAAGCCAACACCAGGAGAAGACGACUACGAAGAUCACCGACAUCGCCUCUCUUCCCGAGAAGCAGAGGGGUAUCGCGGAGAAGCUGCAAGAGAUCAUGGCGCCUCUGAUCGCAGAGGCUUCCGAUGCUAGAGGCUUCCGCAUCCCUGAUGGCCAGACGGCAAAGUCUCUUGCUACUCGCUUCGUCCUGCAGAUCUGCCACGCUGCUGUCGAGCACCACGGCGAGCCGUCCGGUCCAAACUCACCUUUCGCCGAACGCCUACGCACCAUCAUGUUCAACGUCAAGAAGAAUGCAUUCCUCAUCGAUCGUCUCUUGUCAGGCAGUCUGAAAGCUGACGAGCUGUCCACUAUGGCGACCGAGGAGAUGGCGAGCGAGGACAAGCAACAGGAAUAUGCUGCGAUGAGAGAGGCUGCAGAGAAGCAGCUCAUCCUGACGGAGGAGACCGCGCCUCGAAUGCGCAAGACACACAAGGGAGACGAGCUUGUGGAUGACGAGAACGCAAACGACAACACCGAGUUCCGCGCACCGCAGCUGAGGGAGCGGGUGGCCGAGGACGAAGAACAAGGCCUACGACCCAACUCUCCCGGUCGCGAUCGCCCCGCUCAGACUCCAGUCGAUGCAACCCACCCGCUUUCUGUCGACUCCGACAGUGCGCGACGACCCUCGACCAACUUCGACAUCAACUCCGUCUUCGACAAGGUCCGAUCGCCACAGAACAACGAACGUGCUUUCAUUCCCCGCAGACAGAGCUCAAUCCAGGAGAAGCCCCAACAGUCUGUCGAUGAUGCAGAUGUGGACCGGCUGCUCAAGGACGAAGACAAUGAUGUAGAGAUGUCUGGAUACUCGACUGACCCCACCGUAUGCUGGCAAGGAUCCAUCACCAUGCAGUCUAUGGAGCCAUUCGACGCCGUUGCUCGAUUUGUUGCGGGCGGCGACUUUGGUCAGGUUGUAUCUUGGGAGAAGCUGCUUACGAAGCAAGUGUCCAUUCAAGGCCGUAUAGAUCACGCCAAGGGUGAUGAGUACAUUCGCGGCAUCGCAAGGUCAGAAAGCCACGAGGUCGCUGUUCUGGCGAUCAGCCCAGUCUCCUCCGAGGGACGGGCAGUGUUCGACCAUCUGUACGAGUACUUCCAUUCCAGACAGCGCUGGGGCGUCGUGCCCAUCGAUUCGAGCAACGAGAUCUUGCGCGAUCUCUAUCUUAUCCCAGUCGAAGCUGGCGGCGGCAACCUAUCCCCUUUCAUCGACAUGCUCGAGCACUGCACUAUCGAGACACCGCGCAAGGACCACAUGCUGUUGCUCACCCUCGUUGCGAAGCUUCCGGAAGUCAAACCGCAGCUCCCUCCUACAGAACACUUUGAGCGCUACCCAGCGCAGGAGAUCUCGGCUGGUCAGAUUGCUCAGCCCGCACCACCGAUGGUCGCGCCCCAGAACGGCCCGCCUAACGGCCCAAGUCCAUCGCCAGUCACUACGAAUCCGCAUGCACCCCAAUAUUCGCCAAUGGCUGGCAACUUCCCUCCCGCACCAUAUGGCAACCCUUACGCCGCACCACCCAUGGCCACUGCACCACCGCUGCCUCAACCCGCUGCGAACGCCCCGGCGCACCACCGCAUUCCCAAAGCCCUUGAAAUCCUCGGACCGUACAUCGACUCACCUGUUGUCAUCCAGAUGCUGAACAGCUUCAGUCAGAACGAAGCAGUGGCGCAGAAGCAGAUGUCCAGCUUGAGGGAUAUCUUCGAUCAGGUCCCUGAGGCGAGGGAGAACAUCCAGGUCCUCACACAGCAUCUGGCGCAGAAGAGUGAGCAGCCGCAGCAGCAGCAGCAGCAGAACGCGUCGUAGAAGAAGCGCGACAGCUUUAUGGAACCGCUUGAGCCGCUUGAGCCGCCGCGCACACCGUUCAACGCGCAGGGCACGAAGCAGGACUGGAUUAUGAAAGUCAUGCGCGUUUCAGAAAAGUGGUUGGCUCGAGGAGGAAUGUGAUUGUUUGAGGACUAAAAGUACGGAGGGAGGUGGGCUUGUGGAUGGGUGGAGCAUGUCGUUCUUUUGCACCGUUGUUUUCGUCUUGAUACCCCAUAUGUGGAGCGGCGAUGGGGGCUCUGUGUCGAUGUGAUUGGAUAUUGAAAUGUUAUUUGUACUGUACACACGAUCGCUG
Macroventuria anomochaeta is the source of this 3286-nucleotide messenger RNA. RefSeq lists its product as uncharacterized. NCBI's taxonomy places the organism in Eukaryota, Fungi, Ascomycota, Dothideomycetes, Pleosporales, Didymellaceae. The transcript is spliced from 3 exons. The record is from RefSeq and is a predicted model, not a curated record. Gene Ontology annotation, biological process: regulation of mRNA 3'-end processing; transcription elongation by RNA polymerase II; transcription antitermination. The coding region runs from base 433 to 2973 and encodes 846 amino acids. Gene Ontology annotation, cellular component: nucleus. Gene Ontology annotation, molecular function: RNA polymerase II transcription regulatory region sequence-specific DNA binding.